AUGAGCAAAUUAGGGGACAAUAUUAUUGCUUUUUUGAGAAGAAAUAACAACGACGAGCAACUAAAUCAGUUACGCUUCACGGAUGGCAAAGUUCUUAUUGCCAACAACCCUCACGAAGUAAACAAGAUUCUGCAGGAGCUCAACGCACGAAAGGAAUUGGCUCUGAAAAUUAAUACACCGAGACGAAGGAUAUCACUGCGGCCACGCAAGGAAAUAAAUACCGGUGGCGAUAACAUGUUGCUUGCCUUGCUGACAACCAGUGGACAAUGCCCAUUAGUGAGUGAGGCGCUCGAGAAAAAUCGCAUGAUGACACUGGAAGAGCUGCAUCGAUUGCGUGAGUUACGAGAAGCAUACGAGCGUGAGGAAGGUGAGAGGCCAAUUCGUACCGAAAUUGAUGAGAUGGAUCGAAUGAACGUUGAGAUGCCGGUAACGAAAAAGCACGAUAUUGCUGAUAGAACUACACAUCUGAAUAAAAAUGAAGAUCGCAAUAGUAGACAUGUGCAUAGCAGACAUAUCGUGCGAAAGUCGCCGGUACGAGUGGAGAGGCAUUUCACUGAAGAAAAGAGUCGCCGAGAUCGACUACAAAAUGAUGAGGAAACGAGGCAUUCACGAAGAGAAGAAAAAACUAGGGGCAGAGAAAAAUCUAAAGAAGAGAAACUGGCAAAGGAUAACGAUGUUAUCGCCACAACGCGCGAUGGAUUUGCUCUGGAAGAGCCGACGUAUGAAGUUAUUUUGGAUGGUUGCGAGGAUAUUCAGAGCAGAACUGAAGCUGCAAGGGGAAAUGAUGGUGACUCUGCUACUGUUUCUUCACGGCGACCACGAGAGCUCGAACUGGACGAGGAAAAACGAAAGGAAAGAGCAAAAGAAAACAGAAGAGGACACCAUCGAGAGCGCAGAAGUGACGAGCAGGAGGUCCGCGAUGACAUUCAGAAAAACCACGGCUCAGGAGCAAACGCGGAAAAGCGAAGGCAUCGACAGGAAACUGGUGACAGAAGGCACAACGGCGGACAAACUGACAAAAAGCACAGGAAACGAAGCGUAGAUAAAAGCAGUAAGCACAGUGGAACUGAGCAGAAACCGGCAGAUGAUUCGAAAGGGCAAGAAAGUUCAAGCAAAAAUGAUCUCAGCAAGGAGAAGCAUACUGCGGAAAUUAACGGGGAUCAAAGGGAAUUGGCUGAAGACGUGACUUCCAAGGUAUCCGCAAUCAGCAAGGAAACUGAAGAAGUUGAUUCGCAUCGCAAUGAGGACAGAACAGAUGAGAGUACUGCCAAAGAGGCAAUAGUGACAAACGCUGGUGCAUCGGAAGGUGAUGAUAGCGAGAAAGUUCCUGAAAAUCAGAAAAUUGAUGACAAAUUGUCGGCCAAAUUGGAACGAAGUCGUAGUCGCAGCCAAAACAAGGAGGACCGACACAGUCGCAGUGGAAGCAAGGAGGACCGUCGUAGCCCCAGCCGAAGCAAAGAAAAGCAUCAGAGCAGAACUGAAGCUGCAAGGGGAAAUGAUGGUGACUCUGCUACUGUUUCUUCACGGCGACCACGAGAGCUCGAACUGGACGAGGAAAAACGAAAGGAAAGAGCAAAAGAAAACAGAAGAGGGCACCAUCGAGAGCGCAAAAGUGACGAGCAGGAGGUCCGCGGUGACAUUCACAAAAACCACGGCUCAGGAGCAAACGCGGAAAAGCGAAGACAUCGACAGGAAACUGGUGACAGAAGGCAUAACGGCGGACAAACUGACAAAAAGCACAGGAAACGAAGCGUGGAUAAAAGCAGUAAGCACAGUGAAACUGACCAGAAACCGGCAGAUGAUUUGAAAGGGCAAGAAAGUUCGAGCAAAAAUGAUCUCAGCAAAGAGAAGCAUACUGCGGAAAUUAACGGGGAUCAAAAGGAAUUGGCUGAAGACGUGACUUCCAAGGUAUCCACAAUCAGCAAGGAAACUGAAGAAGUUGAUUCGCGUCGCGAUGAGGACAGAACAGUCGAAGCCGAAGCAAAGAAAAGCGUCGCAGUCGUACCCGAAGCAAUCGGAGCCGAAGCCGGGAGAACCGUCAUAGUCGCAGCCGAAGCAAAGAGGACCGCUAUCGCCGGCAGCGAAGCCGAAGUAGGAGUCAUCGACGACGAAGUGUGA
Messenger RNA from Gongylonema pulchrum, 2118 nucleotides. Lineage: Eukaryota; Metazoa; Nematoda; Chromadorea; Rhabditida; Gongylonematidae. The record is from the annotation of a GenBank genome assembly.